Sphaeroforma arctica JP610 is the source of this 225-nucleotide messenger RNA. RefSeq lists its product as hypothetical. The annotation marks the transcript as partial. The transcript is spliced from 2 exons. Gene Ontology annotation, cellular component: nucleus. The record is from RefSeq and is a predicted model, not a curated record. Lineage: Eukaryota; Ichthyosporea; Ichthyophonida. Gene Ontology annotation, molecular function: mRNA binding. Gene Ontology annotation, biological process: mRNA 3'-end processing.
GAGUACAUCGACUUCCUGAAAGGCUGGGAAACGGCCACUCAGUACGAUGCCAGUACAAAGAUGGUGACAUUGCGAGAGACCUACCAACAAGCGGUGGUCAAUCCAAUACAGGUAUUCAGUACACGUGUGUACAUGUCUCUGAAUGUUGAAGGCUUCUGGAAAGAAUACGACCAGUACGAAAACGGACUCAACAAACUGACAGCGCGCAAACUACUGCAGGUAUGA